AAUUGAUAUUACGAUAUUAUUUAAUAGAUUCAAAUACUAUUAUUGACAGUUGCAGAUAUAUAGGCCUGCUUGAGAUUCUUAUUUAGACGAAACGGGCGGAGAGACGUACACAUAUAACACGGUUAUAUACAGCAGCUGUGAGAGGCUGUGCACUUGAUUAAAACGACCGUCGUUGCAUAUGCUAGCAAGACGAUUACAAUGCCCCGGGACAACAUGACCUCCCUCAUCCAAAAGAUUGCCAGGCAAGCCUUAGUUACCUUCAGAAAUCAGUCUACAUUUGGGGAUAAAGUAUUUUUGGAAAAUCAAAGUAAGCUUUACAGCCUUCUGGCGGAAAUGAGGGCGGCGGAUCUACAGAUUGUACCGCGGAAAGUUGAAAGCUCCCCAAUUUCUAUACCCCACAACCCGCCGGUCACAUACAUGCACAUAUGCGAGACCGACGCCUUCAGCAUGGGGGUUUUCUUGCUAAAGAACGGAACUUCCAUCCCUCUGCACGACCACCCGGGGAUGAACGGAAUGCUGAAAAUUCUCUACGGCAAGGUCAGGAUUAGCUGCUUCGACAAGUUGGAUCAGCAGUCGGAGGCAGCGAGUGAAACGCAGUUCACGCCACCACUCUUGCCCUACCAAAAGGACGCUCUGAGGAGAUCCAUGCUCAGGUCGGUCGGCGAGUACACGGAGGAAAGCAGUCCGUGCAUUUUGACGCCAAAUACAGACAACCUUCAUCAGAUUGAUGCAGUGGACGGACCGACUGCGUUUCUCGACAUACUGGCACCCCCCUACGACCCAGACGACGGGAGAGACUGCCACUAUUACAAAGUGCUUACUCCGGUUUCAGGAGUGGUAGACAAAAAGGCAGAUUCUCAGGAACGGAGAGAAGUGUGGCUGCUUGAGAUUCCCCAGCCUUCAAACUUCUGGUGCGGCGGGGAACCCUUUCCCGGGCCCGAGGUCUGCCUGUAGGCUAAACAGUGCUUCGUGCGGUGUGGGUGAUCAACGAAGCAGGUUAUGAAACGAACUUUUGUAUACAGACUGGACGAUGAAAAACGUUUGAAGGAGCUAUUUCUUCGUGCGUUUGCUUGUUUUUCUUCAACUAUCAGCAGAAUUCUGUUUUCAUGACUGGGUUCAAUCGUAUUUUUAUUUUUUAGUGACGUCGAAUAGGCUAUUUAAAACAACUUUCACUUUCCAGCUGUAGGCGUUUGUUAUCAUUAUGUAUGUGCCUACGCUUGUUUCAAAGGCAUGAACUCAAUAUUGGAGUGAUCAGCUACAAACUCGGACUAUCCUUACAAUAGACUUGAUUUAUUUGAAAAUGCACUGUAUUCAGUCAUUCGCUGCAUGGUCUUUGCAUUCGGGACGUAUAGUGCUAUUUAUAAAAAAUGAAAUGUAUCAGUUCUAUAUUUUCAGAUUGAUUCAAUUUCCAAAGGCAUUACGUUUAUUUGUAUAUGACGUAAUUAUGAAUGGGUUUUGACGCAAUAAAAGUGAAUUAACUUUU
This is a messenger RNA of Conger conger (European conger), 1483 nucleotides long. RefSeq names its product 2-aminoethanethiol (cysteamine) dioxygenase b (gene adob). Gene Ontology annotation, molecular function: oxidoreductase activity, acting on single donors with incorporation of molecular oxygen, incorporation of two atoms of oxygen. The record is from RefSeq and is a predicted model, not a curated record. The transcript has a single exon. Lineage: Eukaryota; Metazoa; Chordata; Actinopteri; Anguilliformes; Congridae. Gene Ontology annotation, cellular component: mitochondrion. Bases 199 to 954 code for a protein of 251 amino acids.